AUGGUUCAUUACGUGAAUCUCAUCUUCGUUGUGUUCUCAGUAAUUUUGAUUUCUCAGAGCUUGGCAUACACCAAUCCACUUGACGUCACAGCCCUCCAGGAUCUAUACAGGAGCUUAAACAACCCUCAAGGGCUGCACGGAUGGAACGGUGGUGAUCCUUGUGAGGAGUAUUGGACAGGAGUAGCUUGUUCUGAGUCCUCAGUUAUACAUCUCAAAAUUCAAGGAUUGAACCUCACCGGAUAUCUUGGAUCCUCGCUGUAUAAUCUACAAAGUUUGAAGAUAUUUGAUAUCAGUUCCAACAGCAUAAUGGGUGAAAUACCAUACGGAUUACCCCCAAAUGCCACACAUAUAAACAUGGCCUGCAACUAUUUGAGCCAGAAUAUCCCUUAUUCAUUAUCAAACAUGAAAAAAUUAAGACAUCUGAAUUUAAGCCACAACUUCAUGUAUGGGCCAAUUGGUAAUGUCUUCACUGGCUUAGAUAAUCUCAAGGAAAUGGACCUUUCUUACAAUAAUUUCACAGGAGAUCUGCCAAGUUCAUUUGGUUCCUUGAUGAACCUUGAGAAAUUGUUCCUGCAGAAUAAUAGAUUUACUGGAUCUGUCACGUACCUGGGGGAGCUUCCGCUCAUUUAUUUGAACAUUCAAGAAAACUUGUUUAGUGGCAUUCUUCCACAACACUUUCAGUCCAUACCAAACUUAUGGAUUGGUAGCAAUAUGUUCCAUGCAGUGGACGGCACUCCUCCUUGGGGCUUUCCUUUGGACGCUGUACCAGUUGAACACAAUACUAGUCGCCCACCCACAACCCAAGCAAAUGCCAUCGAGAAUUAUGCUCCUACUAAAGUAAGAAAACAACAGAAGAAGAAAAUGGGCCUUGGAGGAAUAGCUUUUAUAGUUGGUGGGGGGACAUUAUUGGUAACAGGAUUGGCGCUCUUCAUUGCAAUCGGCAUGAAUAAAUUUCACAUGCAAAAAUUGAAGAACUUCUUCUUCGAAAGCAAUGACCAUAGUCCAUUUUCUAUUCAUUCAUUUCCUUCACAUCCAUUUCCUUCUCAUCCAAUCGGUGCAGCCAAAGAGGUCUCUUAUGCGGCACAAGAUGAUAUGCUGCAAAUCCCACCUUUCAAUGCUGCAUCCCUUUUGCAUCCAAGGCGGUUACCUUCCCAGAACCAUAAAAGAAAGGGGGAAACGUCAAGAAGAAGUUUUUCUGAAAGAGACAAAUUCACUGGAAGGACGAAGGUUUACACAGUAGCUGAGCUUCAGUUGGUUACUAACAGCUUCAGUGAAGACAACCUUCUGGGAGUCGGCUCUCUUGGCUCUGUUUACAGAGCUGAGUUUCCAGAUAACAAGGUUUUGGUUGUGAAGAACAUCCAAAUGGCAGGCUUAUCUUUCAGUGAAGAGGAAAAGUUCUUAGACGUGGUUUGUACAGCUUCCCGUCUGAAGCACCCCAAUAUUGUUGCCCUUAAAGGUUACUGUUUGGAGCACGGCCAACAUCUUCUUGUCUAUGAUUAUGUCAGAAAUUUAACCCUAGACAAUGCUCUACACAGUGCAGCAUACAAACCUUUAUCCUGGGGUCUUCGUCUCCGAAUUUCUCUAGGUGUUGCACAAGCUCUGGACUAUCUGCACUCCACAUUCUCUCCUCCUGUUGCCCAUGGCAACUUGAAAGCUGCCAAUAUUUUACUAGACGAAAAUCUGAUUCCUCGUGUUUCUGACUGUGGCUUGGCUAUUUUUAAGCCACUGACCAACACUACAGCUAAAAUUCGGGCUUCUGAGAUUUCUAUUAGAGAUACUGGGUACAAUUCACCAGACCAUGGCCAACCAGGAGUUAGCAACACAAAGAGUGAUGUCUUUGCCUUUGGGGUGUUGCUUUUGGAGCUGUUAUCAGGAAGAAAACCGUUUGAAAGUUUUAUGCCAAAGGAAGAGCAAUAUCUAGCAAAUUGGGCUUCAUUGAGGCUUCAUGAUAGCGAGAGUUUGGAGCAAAUGGUGGAUCCGGCAAUUAAAAGAACAUUUUCAUCAAAGGCUCUUUCUCGUUAUGCUGAUAUCAUCUCCUUGUGUACUCAGCCUGUAAAGGAAUUCCGGCCUCCAAUGUCUGAAAUAGUGGACUCUCUUGUAUCUUUUAUGCAAAAGCUCAGCGUGUCUAAGAGCACUGGUGGUGUAGCAGAUGGCACGGAGUUUGAUCCUCUUGAGAGAUCUUUUCGUACAACCACAUCUCGCUUUAUGGCAUCCCCAUCAAUGAGCUAUGUAUCUGUAUGA
This is a messenger RNA of Vicia faba (fava bean), 2241 nucleotides long. Lineage: Eukaryota; Viridiplantae; Streptophyta; Magnoliopsida; Fabales; Fabaceae. The record is from the annotation of a GenBank genome assembly.